AUGAACAAUAGAAAUACGGUCGUUUAUAUUAAAUUCAGUGGUAUCAAUCGUGAAGAUUUUGCUGAUACGCCAGUUUUUGACUGGAAUUACGAGCAGGAUCGAAAGUUGUGGUCUCUGGUUUCUGUUCUACAAAAUAAGGAAGAUAUUGAUUGGAACUUACUCUCAAAGCAGCUAAAUACCCCUGAGUUCUUUCUAAGGCGAAGAACUUAUAAGCUAUUCAGUGCACACCUAAAGUCUCUGGAACGGGAGCUUCACCGCAAGGUAACACUCAAUGGUCAAUAUGAGGGAAGUCUAGAAAGGGUACGGAAUGGUAUCAACCAGUUAGAAAGCACGAACAUGUCCAGCGAUUCGCAAGAAGAUAAAAACGGAGUCAGUAGCUUGCCAACUUUGAAAAAUACCAGGAAAAAGCACUUGCAAGACAAUGACAAUGGCAAUAGUUCCGGCAUCAGUGAACUUUCCAACUUGAGCGUUAGUAAGUCAGCCUUGGAGGAAGCAUUGAUGGACAGGUUUCAUAUAUAG
Messenger RNA from Eremothecium sinecaudum, 519 nucleotides. It is a transcript of the gene ATG29, whose product is annotated as Atg29p. Gene Ontology annotation, biological process: autophagosome assembly. Gene Ontology annotation, cellular component: phagophore assembly site. The record is from RefSeq and is a predicted model, not a curated record. Lineage: Eukaryota; Fungi; Ascomycota; Saccharomycetes; Saccharomycetales; Saccharomycetaceae. Bases 1 to 519 code for a protein of 172 amino acids. The transcript has a single exon.